Molecule: messenger RNA, 2706 nt
Organism: Stylonychia lemnae
Lineage: Eukaryota; Ciliophora; Spirotrichea; Sporadotrichida; Oxytrichidae
Source: the annotation of a GenBank genome assembly
AUGGAAACCAAAUAUAUUUCACAGUCUUAACUUAGCUUUGGACUUACAAGUUCACUUAUAGUGGAGAGAGCUCUAGCCAAGAUUGGUGACAUCAACACCAUCCUAUCUAAGAGCAGGCUAAGACUUAAGUUUGAUGCUAUAUUCAAGAGUGCUCUAAGUGGUGAUAACUUUGAUUUCAAUUAGUUGCAGUCGCUAUUGAUUGAAGUGCACACAUUUAGUCUUGAUUAAUAUGAUUUCAUCAGAGCUGUCACUUAAAAUUUCAUGGAUGACUUUUAAUAAAACUGGAAAUCAAACUACACUUAACUGAUUAUAAACACUCUUCAAGGUAUGGAUCAGUAAGCAGAAGAAGCUACAGUUCAAGAUGAGAUGUAAGAGAUAACUUAGGCUUGUAUGACCAACUUGUUCAACAUAUUUACUAAUGCCAAAAAAAUCCUCACUAUGAUUCAGACUGGAUUCCCUCAGUUAGGCAACAUCAUUUUAAGACUAUAUGACAUACUUAAGAAUGGAAUAGCCAGAAUGACUAAAGUUAACUUGAAAAAGGUUUGCAGUUUGUUCUUUAUUUACGGCUUUAUGGAAUUUGAAAAUAUUUCCGCCUAAAUCAUCAGCUAAUACUUCUAAAGCGAUAUGGACUCCCAGCAGAUAGAAGAGAUCCCUCUCAUAAACAUUGAAGGAGAUGUAAGCCAGAUUAUAUUUGGAUAGUUCAACGGCAACUUUCCCAGCCAAUAUAACGGUCAGAUGCAAAAGCUUCAAACACUUUCCAACAUCAUUAUUAAUUUAGGAUUAUCUGAGUAUCUAGAGGUAGCAUUUGAAAAGAUUCUACUCAAUUAAGUUGAUAAAUACCUAGACUAGAUUAGAGGUGAGUUCAUACAGCCCUGCUUGAAGAUAGUCUAAGACUACCUUCAGAACAUCAUCUCAAGAUGGGUCAAGGAUGUAGUUAAUCUCGAUCAAACUAAUGACAGUCCAGAUAUCAAACUUGCUAAGUAAAAGAUCCUUUCUAAAUGGGAGAGAGACUUGGAGCACACCCUUCUUACCAAAUUUGUUUCCCUUAGAACUAAGGAUAUUUUUGAAAUCUUCCAGGAGUUCCCAGACUCAAUGCCUUCUAUCAACGACUUUAAAUACGCUUUGGAGAAAACUCAACUGCACAAGCAGUUUGUCAAUCAGGUGAAGGAGCAGUUCUCUCAGAGAUUGCUACUUCCUGGAGUGAUCACAUUUAUCAUUAUUGAGCACUACAUCCAGGCUAUCAGAGUUCUCAAGCUAAUUGAUCCUUCAACUAUCCUUCUUGAAAUGAUAUCUGAGCCUAUUAAGGAUCAUCUGAGACAAAGAUAGGACACCCUUAGGUGUAUAGUCCAAAGUAUUUUAGCUGAUGAGUCUGAAUUGUAUAACUAACUUGGAUAAGCUUAUGUGAGGAUACCUCUCAGAGGCUCAAAGAAUAAUAAGCUGGUAGACUACAAACAAAAUGCAGCUGAGUACAAUGGAGGACCAAGUGGAAGAGAUGAUGACAACGAUGAUUACAUUAGUUCUGAUGAAGAUGAACAAGCUGCUGAGAACUGGGAGCCAUUGCCUUUGCAAAAUGACAUGAGAGAUUUCUUCAUUUCAGCCAAAAGAAAGAAGACUGAUAUCAUCUCAACUCUUGUGAAUAUCUAUGGCUCAUAAGAUGCAUUCCUGAAAGUCUACAAGUCGAUGUUGGAGGAGCGUUUGCUUUCAGGCAACGAAAUCAAGCAAGAGAAUGAAAUCAGAAACCUGGAGUUGAUGAAGUUGAGGUUUGGAGAUUAGAACUUACACUCAAGCGAUGUUAUGCUGAGAGAUAUAAAAGAGUCUGAGAGAAUCAGGAUUGCCACUAGACAGAUUAUAGAGAAGAAACAAAAUGAGACUGGAAGGCACGUGAUCUAUGGCUCUUCUGAAUUGCCUAUCCAAAAUUUAAAUGCCUGUAUCAUAUCCAAGGGCUACUGGGAUUCCAUACAGGAAGAUGAUACUGGCAAUUAGUUUAAGCCACCUAAGUUCCUCCAAAAGGCUUAUGAUGAUUUUGAAGCCAUUUACUAGUCAUUGAAGAGAAUCAGAAAAGUAAACUUCAAACCUCAACUGGGGUCAGUUAACCUCACUCUUCACUUCAACAAUGGCAGUUUUAAGUUCAGAGUCACGCCCAUUCAGGCUUCCAUUAUUUCUCUUUUCAAUGAUAAGAACCCAAAGACUCUAUCAGCAGACUUCAUUGCAGACCAACUUGAUAUCAAAGUCGAUGAGGUGAGAAGAAAAGUAUCAUUCUGGGUGUGCAAGGGAGUGCUGAAGGAGAUCAAGAAAUUCAAGCAGAUAGGCACUAGUCACUAUAGGUCCACAGCUCUCCUCAGCAACUCAGACGUUGAGAUAUACUAUCAAUCAGUCGAUAUCCUUGAAUUGAAAGGAGACUAGAGAAACUCAGAGAAGUUGAUUGAGGCUAAUGAACUCGUAGACUUUACAUAGCAAGAUUAGAUCAUUAGGAUUCAGCAAGUGCAGAGUCAGGAUGAUGAUAAGUUGGUGAGAGGAUUCGUGAUGAACAUUAUCAGCAACUCAAACACUCCCUGCAACUUCGACAGAAUAUUCACGAUGCUAAAGAAUGUCUACAUGAAUGGCCAGAACAUUCAAAAGCCUGGGCUGGAGGAGUUGCUCUUCAAGAUGACUAAUGAGCAGAAGAUUUCAUUUAAUGGCUAGGUCUAUACUGCUUAUAGUAAAUGA